GGAGACAGAGACGCGCACAGAGAACGCUGAGGCCACAUUAACCGAAUCUGCACCAGCCAAGUAAAUAUCGGCUUCGUUAUUUCUCAGACUUUCUCCAGGUUGCUUGGGUAACAGGUAAAGAAUACAGGCAAUGUUCAGUCCUAAACUGGCCACCGACCGAGAAGGAUUUAUCGACAUGGCCUCGAUUUAGGACCUUACAGCUUCAGCAUCAUUAUUAUCUGAGGGUACUGGAUGUCCCCUCCCCCACCACCCCAUUUACGAAUGGUCCGGGAUUAAGGCGUCUUUUCUUCCGUACAAGAUAAACAACAACAACAACAACAAGCAAAUUCCAGUGCACGGACGGAUAUUUAUCACGUCCCGGCAUUUGUCGAGGUCAGACUGCGUUGCGUUGUUUGUCGCGAGGUGAUGCACACAGCUGAGCACGGGGUCUCGCGCGCUCACGCCAACCGAAGCUGUCCGUGGUGCUGAAGGCGGCUGAGACGAAGCUCCGAGGAGUAUGGCCGCCGGCAAGCUGCUGCUAUAUGCCGGUCUCUCUCUCUCCCUCUGCGCACUAGGUAUGCUGGCCGUGGCCGUGUGCUCCGACCACUGGUACGAGACGGACGCCAGGCGCUAUCGAGAGCGGUGCCGAAGCUUCUCGAGCCGCCGCAAGGACCCGGGUUUCAUCUACAUCCCCAACAACAGCCUGCCUCUGCGCGCUAGCCGCUCGCGACUCGACCGCUGGGAAGGCAAGCUGCUCGUGACGCGCAACCGACGGCAGCUUUUCGCCAUGAGUGCCGCUGACGAGUGCAGCCGCCAAUAUAACUCCACCAACAUGGGUCUGUGGAGCAAAUGCCACCGCCUCGGGUUCGACCAGGACAUCGAGGACCUGAUUCGAAAAGGUUCUAUUGCACGAUGCUCCUACAUCAAGUACCACUAUUCCUCAGCCACGAUACCCAAGAAUCUGUCCUAUAACAUCACCAAGACCAUCCGACAGGACGAGUGGCACUCCUUGCACCUGCGCAGGAUGACGGCGGGCUUCAUGGGCAUGGCUGUGGCCAUUAUCCUUUUCGGGUGGAUCAUUGGCAUGCUCGGCUGCUGCUGGGACCGGGGCCUCAUGCAGUAUGUGGCAGGUCUGCUCUUCCUCAUGGGCGGUACCUUCUGCAUCAUCUCGCUGUGCACCUGUGUAGCAGGAAUUAAUUUUGAGCUUUCCCGCUAUCCACGCUACCUGUAUGGGCUCCCGGAUGACAUCAGCCAUGGUUACGGCUGGUCCAUGUUCUGUGCCUGGGGAGGCCUGGGCCUGUCGCUCAUCGCUGGCUUUUUCUGCACGCUGGCUCCCUCCGUUCAGCCGAUCCCACGCUCCACCUGCCCCAAAUCCCGGCAAGAAAACGGCACGGUGUGUUAAGUGGAGGCUUCUGACAAAGCCACCGUGCGGCUGUGUGCUGAGUGAAAAACAUACAAACAAUAAGACGACUGAUUAUCCAAAACCAUACGUUUGUUCCCCCGAGUCAUUUCUGAUCUCACCAAUCAAACGCCAUUUUGUGUGACUUUGCAAAUAAGAAUUUUGAUCGUUCCAUGACAAAAAAAAAAGGAUGAAAGUGUCAGUGUGUUUUUGAGAUAUGGAAAUGGAGAUACCACACAGGAAGACUUUACUUUCAGGAUUAUUAUCUUUUUUCCCAUGAGAACAUUGAGCAGAGCAGCAUGAAACGGCGACUAACGGAGACUUGUUCAUCAGUAUGUGAAAAUACAGCAGCAUGAAACUUGAAAGGUGUGUAAGAGUUUCUAGCUGUUCUUAGUUGUCUCUUUAUUGCUAAAUUGGUGCUUUUGGGGUUGCUAAAAAAAUCCCUAUAGUAUAUGUGUUUUGUGUUUGAAGAGCUACAGAACUGGAUACGGUGCCAAUCUAUGUCUAAGGAAAGUAACAGUGCAAAUGACAGCAGAAACAGUUUGGACCAAUGGAUUCUGUGACACAAAUACACCUAGUUCUAGUGAACUGAAACAGCACUGGAUACUGGACGCAAAACACAGCCACAAGUCGUUUGGUCUGCAGAAAAGAUAUCAGUAUGGUUAGAGAACAUAUGGAGGAACGGUUCCAGUAUCUCUACACUGCUAUAUUGCAAUUGUAAAGAAUAUUCCAGAACAAAUCAUGACCAUGAUGGAGGUUUGGGAGAGUUUCAUUUCUUCCAUCAUCCAACAGGAUUGUUUGAAUAUUUUUAACAUGGUAGUCCACCUCUAUUUUUUUGUCUGCUUGAUUUUUUCUGCCAUUAACACGCACCAGGGAUGGAUGUGAGUGUAUACGUGUGUAUCUGUCCUUUAAGUGUCCAUAUUGCUCUUAUGGAUUCAUGUUUAGGUGAGAGGGUGGGUUCAGAUUCUGUAGAGAAAAUGAUGGAGGGACAACAGUGUCAGAAAAAAAUCAAAUGCCGUAAACUUUCAACUCAAUAGGUUAGCUCUUUGAUAAACAGAAAAAAAGGAUCAAAAAGGAAAGAUGCCAUAUCUUGUCAGAAAAGAAGAAAGCACAGUUUUCCUAGAGACAAUGACAACUCGGCAUCACAGGAGCUGUCUGUGAGAUGGCACUUAUUCCAUUUGAUGAGGAAGAAGCCUUUGUUCGAAGCGAGCUUCCUGUUAUUGUGACGCCCCAUUUUAACGGGCUCAUUAAAAAGACACAGUGUUUGCAUGCUUCUUAAUUACAAGAGACAUUAGUGACAGAAAUCGUUGCACCUUCUUAAGAAAAAGCUUCUGAAUAGAGGCGGGAGUGGCCAUCAUAUAAAGCACAAGCUCAAUGCAACCUAUAAGGCCUGAACACUGUUGGGCCCUUACCCCAAUCCGGAUCAAGCCGUGAUGCUCACACUCAUCAUCUCGCAUUGCAUUCAAUUUCAUUUUCCUCAGUAUCAAUUAUUAACGUCCUUAGAGAACCAUGUAGUGUAUCUAAAAAGCUCAAUCCCAUCUCAGAGAAAGUGUCCUCAGUCUCAGCCUGGCCUAAUUGUAUUGUGCCACUGUUUUUGGAGUCUCUCAUGUCUAGAAUCAAUCUGAAAUGCUAGGUUAUGGUCCCUCAGUCAGUCAUUAUAGGACUUAUGCAGACCUGCCAACCCUGAAAAAGAAGAAGAGGAAGAAGAAGAAGAAAAGGGUUAGUGUUAUGGUUUUUACAUGCAAAAAGCAGUCUAUCCUCUUCUGGGUGACACCAGAUUAGUGAAUAGGAGUCAUUAUUCUUACAAUAGUUACUAUAAAAUCUAACAGUACAGAGUGUGUUGACUGGACCUUCAGUCUGAGGGUCGUUAUUGAUAUCAGGUCCUAACUUAAAAUAAAUUUUAGCAGAAAGUCUCAGGAGAAGAAAUGUUGGUGCAGCCCCAAUAAAUACAGUUAACUGUUGUUAUCUAUAUGUUAGCUAAGCCAAACAUAUACUGAUAGAUUUAAUAAUAGUAAUGAACUCAAAAUGUUGUCUGUAAGCUUGAUUGAAGGUGAGGAUGACACAUUUUACAUGCAAGAAAUCAAGUUGAGAGGAAAAACUUCAUACUAAAUAUUAAUCAGAUGAGAUCAGGUGGAAGUUAAUGUCAGGAGAGAGUCCAAAACCUACACAAUUAGUCAAUCAUUUCAGAGAUAUAUAGUGGAAAAAAGACAGGUUUGGGUGAUAUUUCGUGUCCUGGUGCACUUUGAUGUGAAAAUACCUACACAAAUUGCAGAAAUGCUGGCAGGUCUGCUAAUGCAGGUGAACAAAAUAUGGUAGAACAUGGGUAGUUUGGGUCUUCGUUCAUCUGAGCUCUGUGGUCUGGAAUGUAAAGAGAUUUGGAUGCAAAAUGUUAACACAGUUAGCUAUGAAAUUCCAUUAAGCCAACCUAUAGGACCCAGAUGGAAACCCAUGUCUCUGAUUACUAGCUUCCCACAACUGCAAUGAUGUAUGGAAAUCUGGUCUCAAAGGAAAAUUGUAUAAGCCCAUCUGGUCUUAUAUAAGAUGGUGUUCCUGGAUACACUUGAAAGGAAAAAAAUAUUUAGGCUAUUUCAGUCUGCGAGGAUUACGCAACCAGGCAUUGAUAUAAACGGGGUCGCAUCCGUUCCUCACUGGUGAAAAGCUUUUUCCCAUCAUUUCUUAUCCGGAGGCUGCAGGCCAGCACCACUACAUCUGCAUUAUCAUAGCUAGAAAACAUACAUCAUACAUCAGACAAAUCUCCUUUUUCAUGAACAUCAGUGACUUUUCUUUUUAAAAAGCAUGUAGUCAGUAUAGCUUCACAUGACAUAGGGUUCAAGUGAAUUAAUCAAUUAAUUAAAUGUGGACAUUUCAGACGCUUAACACAGAUCAGGCCAACAUAGUAAACAAUUUUUACCUUUAUCUCAACAACCCAAAGUACAUUCAUUGCAGAUGGUAAUAUUUCUGAUUCUACUUUACUGAAGCAACUAUUUUAUUAAAAAGAGAAAUAUUCAGGCAUUAUUGGACGUUCAGAUCAAAGCUGUGUUUAUUAAACCAACAUGGGAAAAGAAUCUUUAGACAUAUCAUGUCAUCACUCCAUCCAACUAAUGUCUGUGUUUACAUGAAAGCAGCCAAACAUGCGUAUUGUGUCUUUUUGUUUAAAGAACAAGCAUUUGGAUGUUUGGGUAUAGCAUUUUGAGUGAGUGGGAAUAUAUUUUUUCCUCCGUGUUGUAAAAUAGUAGCAGGAUAACAGAAACUGCAACUUUCAUUUUUAUGAGAAUUAAAAAUCUAUGGACUUCUCGAAUUUUUUUCAUCCGUAAUGUGUCUGUUGCAUAAAUCCAAAAAAUGUACAAAAAAUGAAGAAAAAAAAAAAUCCUGAAAUGUUAAAACUGUGGAAUGUAAAACCAUAAAAUAAAAUGUCAUUGGUGUG
Molecule: messenger RNA, 4802 nt
Organism: Tachysurus vachellii
Lineage: Eukaryota; Metazoa; Chordata; Actinopteri; Siluriformes; Bagridae
Gene: tmem178bb
Product: transmembrane protein 178Bb
Exons: 5
Coding region: 497-1381 (294 amino acids)
Cellular component (GO): membrane
Source: RefSeq, a predicted model, not a curated record